AUGUCUCGCUCAAGUUCGCGGAACGUGAACUUUUUCGAUGGUUCGACAGGUGCCCACCUAGGUGGUGUUCGACAAAACGGGUCAAUCACCAAAAGCAACUUUUUUCAUAUGCUUAUGGACAUCUUACUUGCCGUCGAAGCAAUGAUUACAAUUAAGUCGAGAGCCACUGGGCAGCAAAUCCCAUUGAACACCGAACCAUUAGAAGUGGGCGACUACGACAUCUUUUGCGCCCGGGGCAAUAUCGAACUUACCGACGGUUUGUGCGUGCGACGGGUUAUUUCUCAUAGUAACAGUGGUCGAGAGAGCUCCUUUCGAGAAGACGUGCGGGCGCGAGACGGAAAAUGUGUCUUGACUGGAGUGAUCAACCCCGCCGCUAGUUGGGGUGACUGGAGCGGAUACGAAGCAGCACAUAUCUUUCCUAUGGAGAAGGAGGCGCUUUGGAAGCAGCAUAAUUUCGGCCGCUGGAUCACGAAUACCAUGGGACGCCAUAGCGCGACUAUCGACUCCGUUCAAAAUGGCAUACUGGUCGGGGCACACAUGCACGGCCCGUUCGAUAACUUUCUGGUCUCCGUGAACCCCGAUGAUGGCUACAAAAUCACUCACUUUGGCGGUGACGGCUGGGGUGUCGACGGCCGAGUAUUGGAUCCUGUAUGCCGAGCCCCAAACGACCCCAACCGUGUCGCAGAUAACUUGCUCCGUUGGCACUUCCGUCAGUCUGUGCUAGCUAAUAUGAAAGGGGCUGGCGAACCCAUCUUCGAACAUGACUUCCCCCCGGGCACGGAUGUGAUGAAGGAGAUACUCCAGGGGCCGUGUUCGGUCGAGCGGAUGGAGCUUGAGCUCUUUUCUCGGCUGCAAGGGACUCAGCAAGAGAAGGGCGAAAUCGAUAUUCGCUAA
Messenger RNA from Penicillium bovifimosum, 894 nucleotides. RefSeq lists its product as uncharacterized. The transcript is spliced from 3 exons. NCBI's taxonomy places the organism in Eukaryota, Fungi, Ascomycota, Eurotiomycetes, Eurotiales, Aspergillaceae. The record is from RefSeq and is a predicted model, not a curated record. The coding region runs from base 1 to 894 and encodes 297 amino acids.